AUGGGUACACCAAUGUCGCCAUGGAAUGGGCGGCUGCGCUCUCACCACGUGAUCCCUCAAAGUUUGCCCAAGAGGAGGCUCCCUUCCCAGACCAAGAACCCGGAUGAGAAAGAGGAGCUCCAAACAUUGAAGAAGCCUCAAAGUUUGCCCAAGAGGAGGCUCCCUCCCCAGACCAAGAACCCAGAGGAGAAAGAGGAGCUCCAAACAUCGAAGAAGCAGGCUGCCCCCAAGAAGAUAACGAGAAGUCACCACGCUCGAGCUGCUGCACAGCAGCCGAGGGCGCCCUUACGCCAGUCGUCGCAGCUCGCUGGAAGAGACCCUGAGCAUCCAAUUGUGAUAGACGAUGAUGAACAUAAAGCCAGGGCUGAUCAAUCAGCAAUUACGCCUCUUCGCAGAUCCCCACGAUUCCAUGUGGAAGAUAAGAGUUUGGGCAAGUCACUGUUGCCACCAAAUCGCCGGGAGACCUCUGCUAGCAGAAAGACUAAAACAGCUCAUAGGAAAGACAAAAAUCAAGAGAGCCUGAAAAGGAAUAGGGGAAGUGCUGGAUUUCCUCCUAGGAAAGAUAUUUCAGAUGUAUCUAACAAAAAGAGUGACAAGCAAGAGUUAAAGCCCAAUCAUUGUAAAGUUCAGACAGGAAAGAGGAAGAGAGGAACAGAAAGGAGGGUGUCAUCGAAGAAGCAAAGUUGCCAGGACCCCGAACCAUUGCCUGCGUAUUGCCAAGAAAUUGCACCUCGCAAUGAACCCAUAAAAUCCACCCACAGAAGGAUUGAAAAGGACCCUUCUAUUGAGGUGAAGCUUAAAGUUGGUGAUGAGAGGUUGACAAACAUUGAUGAAAACAUCAACAAGCCAAGUGGGACUGAGAGAGAAGGAAUGGGAAAAUUUUGUGGUUCUGAUGAAUGGACAAAAGAGCAGGACAUGGCAUUGCGCAAAGCUUACUUCAGUGCCCGACCAUCCCCACAUUUCUGGAAGAAAGUUUCAAAAAUGGUGCCAGGGAGAUCUGCUGAAGACUGCUUCAACAGAAUAUAUUCUGACCUCUCAACACCGACUCCAAUUGGCCCACGUCCCAGAACAAGUAAAACAGCAUAUUCUCCUAUAGGAAAUUUCACAUUGUCUGAUCCAAAACUUCCAAAUAUCUUGGAACCUACAGUCGGAAGGCGAAAGACUGCUAAACAGAAGAGUCUAGUAGCACAGAAGACAGUGAAGCAUUUGUUGCAGAAGCAUUGCCGCAUUGACCAAGCUCAAGAGGCUGACCACUUCUCAAUUUUUGAAAGCUCACCAAGUGCGUUACAAUUGAACUUAUCUUUUGAAGAUUCUCCUGGGACUCCUGACAGUUGUAUGAAUUCAGCUUCUCUAGGAAAGAUCAGUGGAAGUUCUUCAGCACGAAAGAAACCAUUUUCAAGGUUAAGAACUAAGCCAUCUGAACCGAGCCCAGCAGUCCUAAAGCCUAUAAAGAAUGUUAUCUUACAUGAGAAGUACAUUGAUCAAUUGGCACGUAGAGAAGUCACAAAAAGGCCUCGCAGAAGGACUCCAGCAGGCUCUAAAGCUGCUGAUUCUGGGAAUUCUCUUUCUGAGCAGCAAGCUGGUAGUGUGAAGGCUGCUAAAAAUGCUCUCAUCUCAGAAGCAACUGACUUCAUAAGCAGUUUUAAGACGCUGCAAGCCAAUUCCCUUGCGCAUGUUGUGGAGAAUAGUGAAGACGAGAUUGAAUGUGAUGCCAGUGAUUGGAGCCAUGAUGAUAAAGAAUAA
This is a messenger RNA of Miscanthus lutarioriparius, 1743 nucleotides long. The record is from the annotation of a GenBank genome assembly. NCBI's taxonomy places the organism in Eukaryota, Viridiplantae, Streptophyta, Magnoliopsida, Poales, Poaceae.